AUGGGAAAUGACGGCUUCCGGGCGUUGGUUUCCAUGCCUUGGUUAUGCAAUGUUCCGCGUGAGGAGCUGGUGAAGCUUAUUAUGGAAGUUCCGAACACAGAGAGCGCAGCUUGGGAGUUGAUGAAAUCUUUGGGGUACAAUCGCCGAAUGAGGAAGCGGCUGAUGCACAAGGACUGGAUUAUCCGGUUCUACACAGGCAAGCGGACCCCGACGGACAAGAUUUUUCGACCACUGGACUCCAACAACUCUGUGGUUCUGGACAUUGAUGAGCUGCGCAACUCACAAUGGGACGUUAAGUCGACAGAACAUCUAUUACGGAUGAUGGCGCUGAUCGAGGUGGAGGACGACCUCAGUGCACAAGCGUUUCAAAAGGAAUGGUUCAAGAAGUGGGUGGUGGAGUCUAUGAUGGACCGGUUAUACUUUGAGCAGGGAGCCUUGGGACACCCUUUGAGGAGACCUACGGUGAUGACUACCAAUAUGGAUAUCACGGAACUUCGAGGCCUUCAAGAUGAACGAAGUGAGGAAGCUACGUGGGGAUCUUGGUCCACCUGGGCACCUAUGAUGAUGCAUGUGUUGGUCAGGGGGUGGAAAAGGUGGAAGUUGAGACCAGGAUGGUAUCCAAGAAUGGUAAAGGAGCUCAAGGCGGUGGACCGCAAGGCAUGGGAAAGGCCACAUCGGAGGUGUCUACAUCGGGACUGCUAUGUGAUGAGUGCGGAUACCCUGGGGCCGGUGAGAGUGGCUGGGCCAAAAGGGGAGAAGUAUGCCUUGGUUUUCACCUACCAGUACCCGAAACAAAAGCUGGGGACCGAGGACGAGCCCAUCGUGGAGGAGGACUUGGUUGGCUGGGACCUAGAUGUGGAGACAAAAGCCAAGGAGAAGGACGAGGUUUACGACCAAGGGGUGCAUGCAGAUCAGGAGGAGGACGAAGAGUAUGUAGGUGUGCGUGCAGCCAAAAGGAAAGGCCCAGAACCUCCGGAGGAGACGCGGAUCACAGAUGUGAUGUUGGUGGUGGUGUUGUUUCGUAUAUCGGCUGCUGAAGUACCAGAAGAUGAACGUGUUCUACAACGUGAUGAAGAUCAAUGGGAGAAGUUGAUUGGUGAUCUUACCAAGCCAGUGGAGAUGGAGACAAUAUACUUGGUCUACCCGGUGAGAUCAAAGCGUGGUGGGGACUACAUCGAUGGCUACUGGACCACGAUAUCUAUCACACUCGUGUUGCUUGCGGAGGCGGAUAUCCCAUUGAAGUAUUGGACACUAGCUAUGCAACAUGCUGCGAAUCGUCGGGUACAUGAACGUCUGGGAAUAACGAAACCAACCCUUUUACCUUUCGGUUGCAAUGUGAUGAUCCGGAGGAAGAUCUUUGGGAACAACAAGAAGUACGACCUCACGGACCGGUGGGAACAAGGGAAGUACCUCGGGAUGUCGGACUCCAUUAAAGGGGGAGCAGUGGUGCUGAGGGAAACGGGAAUGCUUACCGAGACGUUGAACUUAAGGACGGGAGUUGUUGAUCCUCGAGCACUACUGGCCAGUGGAGAAGAUGAUGGACGAGGUGUUUUCUAUGAAAGGGAAGUUCCUAUCAUUGACCUUCCAGAAGCUGAUUACAGAAUACGAGAAAAAGAGUCACCUCCAGCCCUGAGGAACCUGGGGGGGACAGCGGAGGAUCACAAGGAAGCAAAGCCUAAGAACGUGAUCAGUGGAUGGAGGAUGAGAUCGUUGGUUGAGAAGCAAGAACAAAAGGCCAAGUUGUUCUAUGACCAAGGCAAGUUCGAUAUUGUCUCGUGCGCGGAGGUGUUGGAUGAGAUGGAGUUGGUGGGAACUAUGAAGAACAAAGCCAGGGGGAUGCAAACAACGUCUAUGAUCUUGGGAGCCUAUGUACAUGGAGGAAUGAAAGGGGUUACCAAGGCAGGACGUCGGCGCCCACAUCUCACGAGGUACCUCAACAUGGUGUUGCGAGCGAAAGUGGCUGAGGACCUGGGGGAGGAGGGAAGUUGGUCUACGAUUGGAGUGUUCAAGGCUGCAGACAUACCCCCACAUCGUGAUCUUCGCAAUCAAGUGGGAUCCUGGAACUACGUGGUGGAGAUUGGGACCAGGUCUAAAGGAGGUCUGUGGGUGGCAGAUGGAAAAACGGAACCUUCAAUCAAGGGCGGACAGGACCUACAAUCUAUGGUUCGGGAGCAGCCUGAUGGGAAGUUUGUGGAGGGCAAGCUGGUGGAUAUUGGAGGAAAAAUGGUUGCCUUCAAUGCAAAGGAGUUGCAUGCCUACCUCAAUGUGGAGCCAGACAGAUGGGUUGUGGCAGCGUUUCCACCACUGGGAGCUUCUACAGUGAAUGCUAAUGCCGCGGCCUACUUGCUACAAUGUGGUUUUCCGUUGCAGGGAACGGGAAUUGAUGCGGUGCCGAUGUCGGACGCGGAGUUCGAAGAGGGCAGUUCGUCUUCUUCGGAGAUGGAGGAUGAGGUUAACCUGGAAAGGCGAGUUCGUGUUCUUCGGUGUGUGAUGGAACAGGAGAUGGAUACUACAACGGGGUUCUAUGACAAGGUGGAGACUGAGCUUGAAGAGGACAAGCGCGACUACAGGAACGAGAUGGUGCCGAGCUACGACGGAUUGCUAAAGUUUCUCCUGGGGAAGUGGUACAUAAUGUCGGCACGUCGUUACAUUGAUCGAUGGCGCGGUGCCAUCAUGAAAGAAGUGGAUGCUCUUGUCAACAGUGGCACGGUCAGGCGACUUGCCGCAGAGCAAACUCGAGAGCUAAAGGCCCAGGGGAUGGUUAUUCUACCGGGCAAGGCUGUAUUCACAGCCAAACCGCCAAGCGACCAGAACAACGAGAAUGAGAAGUACCGAAGGAAAUGCCGGAUAGUGGUAUGUGGGAAUUACCUACCGAGUGACAAGGCGAACGUCUACGCUUCAGGAACGUCUGCAGAUGGGCUACGUGUAUCAGUUUCAUAUGCAGUGGUCAAAAGGUGGCGAGCUGGAGCAACGGACAUAUCUAACGCCUUUACACUGGCCCCUAUGCCGGAAGACAAGUUGUUUGGGAUCACCCCACCUUCUGUGGUGGUUGCUGCAGGAGGAGCAGACAGUGGCGAAACAUGGUCCUAUAUGGCCUAA
This is a messenger RNA of Symbiodinium necroappetens, 3099 nucleotides long. The record is from the annotation of a GenBank genome assembly. NCBI's taxonomy places the organism in Eukaryota, Dinophyceae, Suessiales, Symbiodiniaceae.